UAUUAUUUUGUUUUGUCUGUUUUCGCAAAAUAUCCCGAAUUAUAAAUAAGUGUAUUUUGAUUAUUAUUUAUCGAUUUGAAAGACGGAAGGAAAAAAAAAGAAAGAAAAAGAUGAUAAUUAUCUCUAGGGACCGCCUUGUUGAGUGUUCUUAUCUUCUUGUUAUAAAAAGUGUAGCCUCUGUUCGCACUUGACUUACCCAAUCGCAUCUUCUUCAGUGUCUCUUACAAUUCUUCCCAUCUAUCAAUAUCAAUUAUUAACAAACAAGAAGCUUCUCUACUCAUUACAACAAUGGGAGUGUCGAAGAAGAUAUCAUCAGGUGGGUUUAAAGGAGAUUUAAUCCCAGGACUGCCCGAGGAAUUAGCUAUGGAGUGUUUGGUUAGGGUUCCUUUCGAGUUUCAUUCUUCCAUGAAACACGUUUCCCGUUCUUGGAAAUGUGUUCUCUCCGGUCUUUCUUUCCACAAGGAACGGAUCGCUUUCGGUAAAGCUGAAUCUCUGCUCUGCCUUGUUCAACCUCUCACUUGUCCACCCAUCAUUCAUGGUGAUGACAUGAUGACUGACGACAGCAAGAAAGAGGAGGAGGAACAAGGCGAGUCUCACUCUCACAACAUCAUGAUCCAGCAGCAGCAACCGCGUGUGACUGUGACGCCACUCUACGGUUUAAGCGUUUACAACGCAACGCUUGACACCUGGUACCGCGUCGCGAUUCCCGAACGCGUUCCUCUGUUCUGCGAGUGCGUUGCGCUUCAGGAAGCUGGGAAAGUUUUGUUAAUCGGCGGCUGGGAUCCGGAGACGUUGCAGCCCGUCAGAGAUGUCUUCGUUUUGGAUUUCUUCGCCGGAGAAGGAAGCGGCAGGAGGUGGAGAAGAGGGAAGCCGAUGUCGGCGGCGCGAUCCUUCUUCGCCUGCGCGUCUGUUGGUUCGACCAAGGUUUACGUCGCCGGAGGUCACGAUGAUCAGAAGAACGCUCUCCGAUCGGCUGAAGUGUACGAUGUGGUCAAAGACGAGUGGACGAUGCUUCCUCCCAUGGCGGAAGGGAGAGAUGAGUGCCACGGCUUCUCUAUGGCGACGGAUCUUGGAUUUUGCGUGUUGAGCGGAUACGGAACGGAGACCCAAGGCCAAUUCCGAUCUGACGGCGAGAUCUACGAUCCGAUUUCGGGUUCCUGGUCUGUAAUCGAAAACGUCUGGCCGUUCCCUGAUUUAAGCCCGAGAGGUCGCACCGCCGCGUCUGCUGCUGAAUCCGCCGGAGAUUUUAGAGGUUGUAGGUUAUGGUGCUUUAUUGAUAGCGAGAGACAGAGUCAGCCACGUUGGGAAAUUGAAGAUGGUUCGAUGAAAUGGAAAGUGGUUAUGGAGACGAUUAGGCUUCCGGUGACGACGAUGACGUCGGUUUUCGCAGGAAGCUUGAGUGGCCAAGCGGUGGCAAUGAUCGGCGGUGGCGGUGAAGAAAGUGGGACGAUGAUGACGAAGAUCACGGCGGAGAAGAAUGGCGGGAAGUGGAGCCACGUCAACACUCCCUCUGGUUUUUCGAGUCUUCCUUUCUCGUAUUCUUCAAUCUAUGUCUAGAGAGAGAAUCAAGUCAAAAGUAUUUCUCUGUUUUCAAAGUCAACGUUAAUACUGAAAUACAUAGAAAACAAAUUUAGUAAACGAAAAUGGGUUUUUCAUUA
Molecule: messenger RNA, 1658 nt
Organism: Capsella rubella
Lineage: Eukaryota; Viridiplantae; Streptophyta; Magnoliopsida; Brassicales; Brassicaceae
Product: F-box/kelch-repeat protein SKIP20
Exons: 1
Coding region: 289-1557 (422 amino acids)
Biological process (GO): regulation of phenylpropanoid metabolic process; negative regulation of cytokinin-activated signaling pathway
Molecular function (GO): protein binding
Source: RefSeq, a predicted model, not a curated record